ACUCCACCGCUGGACGAAACCAACGGGAUGUUUUUGGGAACUCAACACAGAAUACGAGCAGAGAUAUCUGCGCUUAGCACGGCAGUGGGAGGGCUUGAAUGUGACAGGACUAAACGUGACAUUUUUUAUCUCGUUGGAGUUUUUUCUCCUGACACGCCGAAAACAUUUCACGCAAACGGUGUGAGUGUUUGCCGCUGGCAGCGCGCGCUGUCAUUGUUGUGUCUUCUCUGCCUCGAGCAGGUCGCGGAUGCUGCACAGACGGACAUUUGUUUAGCGAAAAAAGACGCAAAAAUAGAUCUUCCGGACGGCCCGUUAACCGAGUAACUGAUGCUCCGCGCCGGCAGGAUGGACGAGUUUGUGACCGAGGAGGAAGAGCCGUGGUACGACCAGAGAGACCUGGAGCAAGAUCUGCAUCUGGCAGCUGAACUGGGUAAAACCCUCCUGGAGAGAAAUAAAGAGCUGGAGGACUCACUGCAGCAGAUGUACAUCAACAAUGAAGAGCAGGUGCACGAGAUCGAGUAUUUGACCAAGCAGAUGGAGAUGUUGCGUGAGAUGAAUGAGCAGCAUGCUAAAGUGUAUGAGCAGUUGGACGUGACGGCUCGCGAGCUGGAGAUAACCAAUGAGAAACUGCUGCUGGAGAGCAAAGGAUCUCAACAGAAGAUUGACAGACUGACGGCCACUAUGGAGAUGCUGCAGGGGCAGGUGGACACGCUCACGGCUCGCGUGGAGGAAUUGCGCACGCUGGAGGAGCUCCGAGUUCGCAGAGAAAAGAAAGAGAGGAGAAAAACUGUUCACUCUUUCCCCUGCCUGAAAGAACUCUGCACUGCGCCCAGGUAUGAGGACGGUUUCAUGGUGUCUUACCCGGGCAGUGGUGACCUAGAGGAAGAAUGUCAAACAGCGGACGAAGAAAACGAUCACCUGCGAGUGAUGGUGUCAUCUCUACGUGCAGCUGUGGCAGCAGAGCGAGGUCGGCGUGAGGCCGCCGAGCGGGAAUGUUCUGCGGUCAUACAGGAGUUUGAACGUUUGGAACAGCGCCUCCAAGGGGAGGAAAACUGCCAGCGACGCGUGCACGAGCUGGAGGCGGAGCUCCAGGAGAUGCAGCAGCUACGCAAAUCCCGCGUUUGCCUGUUGAGCGGAGACGAGGGGCUGGAGCAAACCCUGCUCAACAGCGCCCCCGAGACAGACACGCCAGAGGAUGCCGGUAUGGGCGGAACGCAGAACAGCGACGCGGCGGAUCCGGCCCCUGUCCGGAAGAGCUGCAGUGAUACAGCUCUGGAUGCCAUUUCUGCAGUGGACGCCUCGGGCAGACGGAAAGGUAGCUACGCGCUACACGCCAAUGGCGUGCGGAAGAGGGGCAUGUCCAUCCUGCGGGAGGUGGAUGAGCAGUACCACGCACUCCUGGAGAAGUACGAAGAGCUGCUGGGGAAAUGCCGGCGUCACGAGGAGAGUCUGUGCCACGCUGAAGUGCAGACCUCUCGGCCCGUCUCCAGGGACCCAUCAAUGAAGGAAUGCCGGGCGGCAGAGCCCCAGCAACCGCCCACUCCGCCCCAGACGCCCUCAACCCCGGAGGCCCUGGAGGGCAUCAGCCGACAGGUGGAGGCUGUGGACAAGAGGCUCAGCCAGAACACUCCCGAGUACAAAGCGCUCUUCAAGGAGAUCUUUUCCCGCUUGCAGAGGACGAAGGGUGACAUUAAGUCCAGCAAAGGGAGAAAAAGUGAAAAAUAGCCCUUUUCUGCCCCUAAUGGUGGUGCCACCGAGUUUUUUCCCUACUUAUUUAUGUCUUUGUUUUUCAAAGCCUCGCGGAGAUGACCAUACUGUGUAAAAUAGCUGAUCAGGUGUUUUCCUGAAUGAUGCUGCCACUUUCUGUUAACAGGAGAUGUGUCUAAUGUUGGUUUGUGGGGUUUGGCCUUUGAGGAUAAAUCGUAUACUCACUCUUGGUUACUGUAACCAUAUUCAUCCACAGGUAUGUCAGGCAAGUGAUGCUCGUUUUUGCUUUCUCACAAUCUUAUCACAUGUAUGACACUAUCAUGAAUAACCAUAGCGUUGUGUAACCACUUGAAUUCAAUAUUAAAUCACACUUUGCUUUA
Triplophysa dalaica is the source of this 2087-nucleotide messenger RNA. RefSeq names its product cerebellar degeneration-related protein 2-like (gene cdr2l). The record is from RefSeq and is a predicted model, not a curated record. NCBI's taxonomy places the organism in Eukaryota, Metazoa, Chordata, Actinopteri, Cypriniformes, Nemacheilidae.